Molecule: messenger RNA, 1809 nt
Organism: Populus nigra (black poplar)
Lineage: Eukaryota; Viridiplantae; Streptophyta; Magnoliopsida; Malpighiales; Salicaceae
Product: gamma-glutamyl hydrolase 2-like
Exons: 11
Coding region: 199-1425 (408 amino acids)
Biological process (GO): tetrahydrofolylpolyglutamate metabolic process
Cellular component (GO): vacuole
Molecular function (GO): gamma-glutamyl-peptidase activity
Source: RefSeq, a predicted model, not a curated record
UGCUAGUUCCUUCCCUCUUGUCCAAUUUGUCGUGCUCAGCUCGCCGCUCUAAAAGCCUCCUCGCAUUCCCAACAGUACGGCAAUCAACCAGCCGGCUCUCUCUCUCUCUCUCUUCAAUGUCAAAUGCCCUCUCUCACAUGCCUUCUGCUCCGCCUCCUCUCACAAACCCUAACUCAUUUUACUUCCUAAUUUCCCAAAAUGCCUUCACACUUCCUCUCUAAUUCCCCUUCUACCCCUACCACAAAAACCUCUGACCUCCAAAACGACACCGCCGUUUCCCUCACCUCAACUUCCUCCUCCUCCUCCUCCUCUACUGCUCCAGACAUGUGGACUUACCUUUGGAUCCCUUUCUUAAUGUCACUCUCUAAAGAGCUAACCCUAGCUCGAGCAGCAACAGCUACAACUUCUUCUCCUUCGAUUCUCCCCCCGAGUCAACUCGCCGAUGAUGACUCGCCUUCCGUGCCUAGGUGUUCGGCCCCGGACAUCAAGUUGAAUUACCGGCCGGUGAUUGGAAUUUUAACUCAUCCAGGCGACGGUGCCUCCGGAAGGCUGAACAACGCGACGAACGCUUCGUAUAUUGCGGCGUCGUACGUUAAGUUUGUUGAAUCGGCUGGUGCCAGGGUUAUUCCCUUGAUUUAUAACGAGCCACGAGAGAUUCUUUUUGAGAAGCUCAAUCUGGUAAAUGGAGUGCUCUUUACAGGAGGUUGGGCUAAAACUGGUUUAUACUUUGACACUGUGAAGGCAAUUUUCAAGGAAAUUUUAGCAAAGAAUGAUGCAGGCUUCCAUUUCCCAGUGUAUGCCAUCUGCUUAGGCUUUGAAAUCCUGACAAUGAUCAUUAGUGAGGACAAUCAAAUUCUGGAAACAUUUAAUGCAGCAGAUCAGGCUUCUACUCUUCAAUUUAUGAAUAACAUAAAUAUCAAAGGAACUGUAUUUCGGAGAUUUCCUCCAGAUUUGCUUAAAAGAUUGAGUACAGAUUGCCUAGUCAUGCAAAACCAUCGUUAUGGCAUCUCACCACAACGGUUUCAGGAGAAUGAACAUCUAUCUAGUUUCUUUGAGAUCUUGACUACUAGUACAGAUGAAGAUAACCAGGUCUAUGUCUCCACUGUACAAGCUUGCGGCUAUCCUGUGACUGCCUUCCAAUGGCAUCCUGAGAAAAAUGCUUUUGAAUGGGGUUUAUCAAUGAUUCCACACUCAGAGGAUGCCAUUCAAGUUACCCAACACAUUGCAAACUUCUUUGUUAGUGAGGCUAGGAAAUCCUUGAACAGGCCAUCUUCUCGGAAGGUACUCGCCAAUUUAAUCUACAAUUACAGUCCCACAUAUUGCGGGAAAGCUGGGAAGGGAUAUGAUGAGGUUUACAUCUUCUCAGAGCAAAAGGCACCAAAGUAUACAAGCGAGAAGUUGCUCAGGUGGGGGAUAACAUGGUGAGAAGCACCAUUGUCAAGGAGCCGCCGUGAUGAAGUCUUGGGAGCAUCGACAACAAAUGAGCUUUUGGCCAUCAAUGCAUUGAACUAUAUGUAAGGAGGGACAUCGUGUUGAAGCAUGACCUUGAAUCUUGCAGAUGUGGCACGAUCUCUUUGAGUUGAGUUUGGUCCUCUAUUAGUUAAUUUAAGGUAGCGAUUUGCACUAUUACGUGACUGACUCCGGCUCAUGUUGCUAUUUCCUGAAUGAGGCCGCGGGCGGCGGGGCCGUCGUAGUUCGACUUUUUUUUUUAACAGAAACUCUAUCGCUUCUGUUUUUGGUACCAAAAGCGGCGGCACUUUUCCUUUGUUAAAAGAAAACCUAAUUUUGACGAGACUACACUUUUUACAA